AUGGCGGAAACAGCAGAAUCGGCGAACGGGCCUGGGGAAUCGCCCAAACAAGCAGCUUCAUCGACCGAACAGCCCGCUGCCGAGACGGUUCCGGAUCAGACACCCAGGCCUCCUGCAGAAAAUGCCCCUGAGACCACACCUCAGCCAAUGCCCGAACAAACUCCUCAAGCGGCGGCCGAACAGCCUACGGAGACCAGCAGCUCUGCUCCGGUACAAGCACUACCAGCCUUCGACACGUCGCUUCCUCCAAUUGACAAGUCCAUGCCGGCCGUCGACACGACUCUGCCCCCAAUGGAUACGUCUUUACCUAGCCUGGAUUCUACACUGCCACCACUGGACUCGAACGUGCCAUCUUUGCCUCCAAUCGAUACAUCUCUUCCACCACUUGACACGACUUUGCCUGCUGCAGAGGCCAAUUUCUUGCUUUCAGGUACACGAGCAUCCAACCCAGAACCUGCUGCUUCAGAGUCGACUGGCAUGGUAUCCGGGGCAUCUGAGCAUCUCACAUCCCACCAGUCAGGCUACGCUUCCGCUGAAACGGCACCCUAUCAAUAUUCGAAUGGGACGUAUCAAUCGCAACCCGCUCAACAGCCGCAUCAGGCGUCGCCACCGCAACAACAACAAGAUUUGCACUAUCAGCAGCAGCAUCAGUCGUCGCAACAGUAUGCGCAGCCGCAGCCGCAGCAUUCUCAGCCAACACAUCAGCAAUACCAGCAACAGAAUCAUGAUGUGUACCAGAAUCAUCAACCCGCAUCAUCGCAGAUGAACGCUCCGCCACAGCCAUCCCAUAUUCCUCAGGCUCCCAUUGGGUCACCCAUGCCCUCGAACAUGCCCCCAAUGGCUUCUGUAGGCCAAUAUAUGACAGGAUAUCCCUCCAAUGUAUCACAAAUGGGUAUGAAUUCGAACGCGCAGAUGCGCUACCAGCUCCCUGGCGACUCGAACAAAAUGCUCUCUGGCGGAAGGCAUAAGAAGGAAGUUAAGCGGAGAACGAAGACCGGAUGUCUAACGUGCCGAAAGCGCAGAAUCAAGUGUGACGAAGGACACCCUGUUUGCAGAAAUUGCGUCAAGAGCAAGCGUGAAUGUUUAGGUUACGACCCUGUCUUUAGACCGCAGGCGUCGACACCCUCUGCAAUUCAACCUGCUCCCAAUCCUGCUCCUUCACUCGUCGUCAAUCCACAGGAUCCAACGCCUUCCUAUCCCUCGGCGCCCCCUGGUUACGUGCCUGCGGCAUCCCAGCCUUUCGCUCCCUCUCUUCAUUCAGAAUCGCCAUCUACAUCCACCGACCAACAAUACGACUACGGCGCUUCUUCCGCUGACCCUUCGUUGGGGGGAAACAACUCUACUAAUAUGGCCAGCACCCAGAAUGUCACCCAGGGAGGACUGCAGCCGACCCUCAAUGCGACAAAUGCCGCUGUCACUCCGUCGGAAACUUCCAGCUACAAAGUACAUACUCACCCAGAAGCAGUGAAACGAGUUCAGAUUAGCGAUCUACUGGCGCUGAGAGGCAUUCCUCCUCCGCCCCCUCAUCCUAUCACAUCUCUCCCCCCGAACCGUCUCGAAGAAAUUAAGGCCGUGUUCCUCGCUACAUACGCUCCCGCCAUUGAUAGAUUUUUUGAGACUCGCUGGUUUUCGGAGAAAGCUCUCGGCCACUUGUUGGCGAAUGCGCAGCUGAUGGCCGAGUACUCUGCUCUUAUUGAUGCAUUUAACGAUCGGAACCUCAGCGAUCCCAACGUCGUUGCACAGCUGGAGAGCUUUGAGGCAUCCGUCGUUUGGAGUACCAUGACAUUGUGCCGUCAUGUGAUGAAUGUGUCGAACGGCAGCCAUGGAAAGGAUUUCGAGCUGUUGGCUACCGCGUCCAGGCUGGAUGUGAUUGAAGCUCUGAUAACUGGCGAGCAUAUGGAGAGAAACCCACUGGCCCAAUGGCCAGUUCCAGAACCGGCAGCUGAUCCACCCACUCUUCCUGAUCAACUGAUGCGAAGAGCAUUGGACUUUUGGAGUUCGAUCGGUCACUUCUUGACUCUCCACGACAACGAAGCUAGCUCUGCAAAAGAAAUUGAUGAUACUCUGGCUCGUUGCAGAACGCUAUUGGACACCUAUGAGAAUCGCGAUGUGAUUUAUUCCAUUGCUAUUGCCCGCCACAUUGGACAGCGCUGGGCAGACUUCCCGCACAGCCUCCCUCAGCAUGUCACCACCAACGAAAAGGAUGCGGGAGCCAAGCUAUAUGUAGCGCAGAAAUUCCUUGAGCAAGAAGCCAGCGGCAAGGGCACCACCCAGGUCGUUAAGCGCAUUUGCGGCAUGGUUGUGCGGUCCUGGUACGUUUCCCGGGAGUAG
Messenger RNA from Aspergillus fischeri NRRL 181, 2331 nucleotides. RefSeq names its product putative C6 finger domain protein. Gene Ontology annotation, biological process: regulation of DNA-templated transcription. The transcript has 3 exons. Bases 1 to 2331 code for a protein of 776 amino acids. The record is from RefSeq and is a predicted model, not a curated record. Lineage: Eukaryota; Fungi; Ascomycota; Eurotiomycetes; Eurotiales; Aspergillaceae. Gene Ontology annotation, molecular function: DNA-binding transcription factor activity, RNA polymerase II-specific; zinc ion binding.